CCAUCCUUCAAGUGCAUUCAUAUUCUGUUGAUAAAUGAGUUACAAGCACUCUAGCAUUUAUACGAUAUGAACGAUGACCAAUUUCUGGAUUUUACUUUUGAUCUUCAGCACCAUGUUCCAACCUGGUAGACGCUGGGUCACUGCACAGUCCCUCACAGACUCACCGGUUUUUCAUCCUGAUAAAGAGCUCAGUGUGAAUAUCGGAGACUCGGCUACUCUGCGGUGUUGUGUUUCUGAAAAGGAAUUUGGGAUGACAGCCUGGUUUAAGCAAAAAGACAGAAAAUCACCUCAACUUAUGAUCAAGUUCUAUAAGACUUCUGAAGAAAUGUUUUAUAAUGGAAUCGAAAAGUCUCGUUUUAAAAUGGAAAAAUCUUCUAACUGCUUCAAUAUGACCAUUUUAAACAUCAUUCAGUCUGAUGAAGCCAUGUACUACUGUGCAGUAUUGAUGACACACAUCCCCGUGUUUGGAGAUGGAACUUACUUAAACAUUAACGAAAUAUCUAAACCAGCUCUGUGUGCUAAUUCACUGGUGUGUGAACCAACACUGCACAGAAACAACUCUAUGAAAAUGAAGACACAAGACAAAACAGUGAUCGGUUUGGGAACGGCUUUGGGUUUGUGCGCACUUCUGAUUUUCUUUCUCACAUAUUUCAUACUGAGGAGAAGAAAAUGUGAUAAAUUGAACACUUUUAGAGAAGAUUCUCCAGGAACACAGCAGGAACCUGAAGCUGAAAUACUGAAUUAUGCAGCUUUGCAGUUCUCAAAGAGGAAAGCAAAAGCUGAAGAAAAAAGGAAACCUGGCUCAUCAGAUGGGUGUGUGUACUCUGAUGUGAAGAAAUCUGUAAGAUGUAAUAAAUGAUUGUUUACACACGGUUCUGUUACACUGCAAAUACUGUGAAAAUAUUUUAGCAAUUUCAUCAAGCCUAUCCUGACUCUAGGAAAAUGUAUUUUGCUCAUUUUGAGCUUGAACGUGUCUUAUGUUGCUGAUCGAUAGACAUUUAUUUAAUCUUGUUAAUCUUAGACAAAAUUAUCUAAAAAAAUAAAUAAAUAAAUAUUACAGCAUAUUUUACCAUAUUAAAGAUAUUAUUUUUGCAGUGUCGAUGUAGUAUUGCUUUUGUACACAUGUUUUAAAGUAACACCUGGAGAUUUCUCACCUCUAUUUUUUUAACUGUCAUGUUUUUAGCUUAAGCUAACAGUGAAGUGACAAUUCAAGCAUUUUUAUGAGCAUACUGUGACUGUAGUGAGGUUUUGUUGUCUCAUCUGUAGAACUGAUUCUUGUUGA
Molecule: messenger RNA, 1282 nt
Organism: Hemibagrus wyckioides
Lineage: Eukaryota; Metazoa; Chordata; Actinopteri; Siluriformes; Bagridae
Exons: 6
Coding region: 74-859 (261 amino acids)
Biological process (GO): response to bacterium
Source: RefSeq, a predicted model, not a curated record